This is a messenger RNA of Pocillopora damicornis (cauliflower coral), 2329 nucleotides long. Its product is annotated as 26S proteasome non-ATPase regulatory subunit 8. The record is from RefSeq and is a predicted model, not a curated record. Gene Ontology annotation, biological process: proteasome-mediated ubiquitin-dependent protein catabolic process. Gene Ontology annotation, cellular component: proteasome regulatory particle, lid subcomplex; proteasome regulatory particle; cytosol. NCBI's taxonomy places the organism in Eukaryota, Metazoa, Cnidaria, Anthozoa, Scleractinia, Pocilloporidae.
AAAAAGAAAAAAAUCCAAGAUGGCUUCCCAGACUGGUUUGAAAGAAGUUGUGUCUCUUUAUCAAACUCUCAUAAAGGAGUGGAAUAGAAAACCCGUUGAUCUUGAGAAAGUUGGAAAGCUUCUGUCUGGAAUGAAGAUGGCUUUGAUCCAGUUUUCAUUCUUACCAACUUCUUCAGGAAAGCCAACUUACCAGGAACUUCUUUUAGCAAGAGAUGCAUUAGAAAUUGGUGUUCAAUGGAGCAUUUUAAAAAAGGACAUACCAUCAUUUGAAAGAUACAUGGCACAGUUGAAACCAUAUUACCUUGAUUACAAGGGCACUUUGGAGGAAUCAGUUUAUAUGUAUCAGCUUCUUGGGCUCAAUCUGUUGUCUCUUCUUGCACAGAAUCGUCUUGCAGAGUUUCAUACAGAACUGGAACUUUUACCUGCUAAAGAACUUCAGAGCAAUGUGUACAUUAGACAUUCUGUCUCCCUAGAACAGUAUCUUAUGGAAGGAAACUAUAACAAGGUCUUCCUGGCAAGGGGAAAUGUACCAGCAGACAACUAUCAUUUCUUCAUGAAUAUCCUCCUGGAUACUCUAAGAGAUGAAAUAGCAGCAUGUGCAGAGAAAGCAUAUGAGCAUAUAUCCUUCCCAGAGGCUACCAGGAUACUUUACUUUGAGAGUGAAAAAGAUAUGGCAGCAUUUGCUCAGAAGCGAGAGUGGACUCUAAAGGAAGAUAAAUACUACUAUUUUGAACCAGACCCAGACAAAGAGAUGAAACAAGAAAUUCCUGCUUACAAAAUGAUUAAAAACAUGCUGGAGUAUGCCAAAGAACUUGAGAGAAUAGUUUAAAAGAAGAUGUACAAGGAAACAACUCAGAGAUUGCUGAGCAAUGUACAGUACACUUUUUAUUUCAUUUGUAGUGUUUGUUAUGUAAGUGAACAAAUCAAAUACAAUUAUUCAAUACUAAAAGGCAUAACUUAAUUUAACUUUUGAUUUUCUAACUUUGGAACUGGUUGUGUACUCAAGGUUGUAAAUGUCUUUAGUACUAAGUUGACCAAAUCAGCAAUUCCCAACCCUUUUAAUAUGCUUGCGGUAGGUGUUUCAAAAAACACAACAAUUGUCCAUCAAUAAUUAUACUUAAGGCAAUCACAUAGUAGAGUAAUUUUGUGUCAUUAUUCUCCACUCUGAACAAAACUCUUAUCAUUUCCUACAACAGUUAUCAUGUUAUUGAAAUGAAUUCCAGCUUUAUAGAAGAUCAAACACAAUAUACCCCCUCUGCCAACUUGUUAGGAAAUUUAAAAUCCAUAGCCUGUGGACCCUUUUUUUGCUAAAUGAAAAAGCAAAAAUGCCAAAUCUAAAAAUUUGUUGAUGGCAUUGCAAUGCACACAUUAACAACACGACCAAUGCAGUAUCCACCUGGAGGAUAGAAAAAAAUGCAAUGUGAAAAAAGAGUGAUUUAGAGACUGAAAGUAUGUCUUUAAUAAUACAUUUUUUCAGAGUACCCUCUUAAACUCUGGCAAACACUUUUACUAGAAAAAUCAAAUUAUUGAUUUCAAACACAAAAUGUUGCUCAGCAUGUACAGCUUGCAUAUUUCAUGAUGUAGCCCUUAACAAACUUUGAAUGAGAGGGGGUAGACAUUUUAGCUUACACAAGGUCUCCCACAUUCAGCAAAUAUUGAUUGAUUCUGUUAACCCAGUAUUUCAAUAUUAAUGUACUAAAUUAUUCUGAAAGACGAAAAUCAAUGUAAUUGAGUAUUUCUUUUACCUUGUUCAUAAGCCUUUAUGUGGAAGGAAUUUGUUGCUCCUUGUAUGUCACCAUAUAUCUCAUACACAUUCUCAAAAAGGAUCACAAGCCUUACUGCAUCAUCAAUCACAAAGUUGAUGCAGUCACCUAAACACAAAAGACAUCAUUAUUUUUAAGUUUAGGACUGCAACAUCUUAACACUGAUUUUAUGUUCCACAGUGCUGUCAAGUCUUGUGCAUUGAGCUUGAGACUCAAGCAACUGAAUUCAAUCUUAUUCAUGCUUUCACACUAGAACUAUUAUUUUUCUUGCAUUUAAGGUUUUUGAUAUAAACUGUUGAUUUUUUGAUAGAAAACUGCUGUUUUGGUCAAGUAACUAUGAAAUUAAUUCUCCUUCUUAAUAUAAUUUACUUCUUGUUCCCUUUGGUAUCACUUAAAACAUUUUUCACCAGUGGAAAUUCUCACUCAGAAUUAAGGAAUACACCUCUUAGCUACUUGAUUUGUUCACAAUUUUCUGGGAGGGGGGGGAGGCAUACCCCAAUAACCCCCUUCUCCCAAAGCUGAUGCCUGGAAUGUCACAAUUAAAGGCUAAGGUCCCAUUUGUACUU